This is a messenger RNA of Arachis duranensis, 861 nucleotides long. Its product is annotated as peptidyl-prolyl cis-trans isomerase CYP40. The record is from RefSeq and is a predicted model, not a curated record. Lineage: Eukaryota; Viridiplantae; Streptophyta; Magnoliopsida; Fabales; Fabaceae. Gene Ontology annotation, molecular function: protein binding.
GACAAGAAAAACAGAUUUUAUAUCAUUUCUGCUUUAGCUGAUACCAAGUGCUAUCUCAGCGGCUUGGAUUAGGAAAAAGGGGGUCUCAGAAUGACACCUGAAGAGGCUCUGAGUGAAAUACUUCAGGCCUGUAAAUUAAAAUUAGGAGAUCUUAAAGGAGCAUUAUUCGAUGCUGAGUUUGCACUGCAUGAAGAGGACAACAAUGUCAAAGCAUUUUUCCGGCAAGGACAGGCACAUAUGGCACUCCAUGACAUAGAUGCUGCAGUUGAAAGCUUUAAAAAUGCACUGGUCUUAGAGCCAAAUGAUGUCUCAUCCUAUGAUCACAUUCGAGGAAAGAUCAAGAUUGUGUAGAUGUCUUAAUUACAUUAAACUCGACUUUGAAGCUGGUAAGGAUCUGGCCAAGAAACCCAGAAUAACUCCAAGGAUUGCAAUGCAGGCUCUUAUUUCUCAGCAAUAAAAAAUUGUAACACUGGACUAUGAUGAGACUGGGACUCCAAGAAAGAAGAAUCCUUAUCAAUUAGUUUUGUACAAAAAAGGUAAGAGGAACAGCUUCUCCAAGGAGAAAAAAGACAUGACACUAAACAUGGAUAAAAUACAAUCGAAGGUAGUAGAAUUGGAAUAAUUAUGCAAGGAAAUGAACUCAAAGAUGGUUAACUGGAAUGCAUCGUUUAAUCAUGCUCAUGCCAGAUCCUCACCAAUAUUAUGCUGAUCAUCUUCAACUUGUGUUAGUACUUGAAUUGUAUAAAACUAAUUGCAGGGAACCUAUUGAAAUAUAUAAGUAAUAUUCGACAAGAUUGUAUAAAACUAGGAACAUAAUGGGUAUAAAGUUUUUGCUACCUAGUGAAUAUAAUUACUGCCUAA